GUCGUAUUGCCUCAUUGCUUGCCUCGUUGGUCCAGAUGAGCAGUGUGUACUGCCCACAUCAAUCCCCGAAGAAUCAUAGUAUCAUCAUCAUAUUAAUCCCUGAGAGCCUGACGCAUUUCAAUCCAGGGGUUUUCAUUGGAAAAUAAGAGUUCCUGUCUUUCAGCGUGCUAGAUACAUUUAUCAGACAUGUUUUCUUCCAAACUCUUACGCAUCGUACGGCCUCUCUGCAGCAGCUCACCAAUCCGACCUUUGAUAUCAAGAAAUCCUCAGGCGAAGAACGCCUUCUCGACAACCAAAAUGUCUAACUUCCCCACCCCAUCGAGUGAUCCUCCAAGAAGGAGAUGCAGUAUUUACUCGACAUGACCACGGCCUUGCCAUCCGCCUCUGGCGAAUUCCGUCGCCACUCGAUGGGAUAUUCCCAGCUAGUUCUCAUGACUGUUCCUGUUGGCGGCGACAUUGGCGAAGAGGUUCACACCGUGGAUCAAAUCCUUACCUUUACGUCUGGCAAGGGCCUUGCGCAGGUUGCCGGAAAGGAGCAGGAAGUCAAGGCUGGCGACAUGGUAAUUGUUCCUGCAGGAACUAAGCACCAGUUCUUGAAUAGGGGGCCGACACCGUUGAUUCUGUACACCGUUUACUCGCCAGCUGAGCACAAGCCAACAGCGGUUCACAAGACCAAGGAUCAGGGUGACAAAGAGGAAGAAGAUGGCAUCGAUAUAGCUCCAGAAUGGAGUCGACGUAGCAAGGAGCAGAAUGAGAAGGAGGGUUGGGUUAAGGGAGAGUAGAUUAUUUGUAGACACAAUUUCGGGAUGGAGUGAAUGGUAUGAGCGAUUCAAUGUUUCACAGUGCUG
Colletotrichum phormii is the source of this 848-nucleotide messenger RNA. Its product is annotated as cupin domain-containing protein. Bases 342 to 782 code for a protein of 146 amino acids. NCBI's taxonomy places the organism in Eukaryota, Fungi, Ascomycota, Sordariomycetes, Glomerellales, Glomerellaceae. The record is from RefSeq and is a predicted model, not a curated record. The transcript has 3 exons.